CGACGCCGAACGCACGUUCGAGAUGAGCGACAAGGAGAACAAACCCAAGCGAGGCACCGUCCCGACCGCGGCGCCGAGCUACGGCCCGAACCCGGCGCCCGUGGCCACCGUGGUCCAGUAUCCCGCGACGGCUCACCAGAACCCCUACGAGAUCCACCAGGGAGGAUACCCCCGGGGGGCCCUAGGGGUGAGCCCCGGGUUGCACGCGCCGCCCCCGUUCCUCCCGCCGCCCACGUAUCCGCCGUUGUGGCCCAUGGGCGACACGCGCGGCAUCCACACCCGGAUGAUGCACCCCGACAGCCGCGCGUACACCUCCAACCUCUUCGACUGCUUCGACGACCUACCCACGUGCCUCGGAGGGACGUUCUGCACGCCGUGCCAGGUGGGCCGCGCCGCGUCGGACGCCAAAGCCGGCGACUGCUGCGCCACCGGCUGGAUCAUCCUCGGCCUCUCGCAGCUCAAUCAGCUGCUGCCCGGCCUCGGUAACGUCGCGAGCGGCGGGUACCUGGCGCACAUCGCGAACAGAGCCGCGUCGAAUUACGGAAUUCAGGAGCACACCGACGUGCUCACCGCGUGCUUCUGCGCGCCGUGCGUGUCGUGCAGGCUGGCGAGGGAGGUCAAGAACAGGGCGGAGAUGGGACAGGAGCCCGUGGACUGGCGUCUUCUCGCGGCGGCGCCCCCCGGGGCGUAUUCGGCCCCCGCCGCGCCGGUGAUGGACGCGGCGACGCAACGACAUCAUCAUCAAGCGCCCGCGCCGACGAGGAGGGCGGCGCCCGUCGAGGCGUCCGGUAGCUCGGCGGCCCGGGAGAGCGUCGUGACGUACGUGGCGGUGGUUGACUCCCCCGCGGGCGAGUACGGGGUGGCGAGGCCCAACGGCGAUUGACCGGCGAGGCGGAACACUGUUGUACAAUAGCAUCGUCUCAACAAGAGACUCGUCUUUGUGAUGAUGUGAAGAAAAAACCGCGAGAUUUGAGGUG
Messenger RNA from Micromonas commoda, 977 nucleotides. RefSeq lists its product with no specific name. The transcript has a single exon. Lineage: Eukaryota; Viridiplantae; Chlorophyta; Mamiellophyceae; Mamiellales; Mamiellaceae. The record is from RefSeq and is a predicted model, not a curated record. The coding region runs from base 23 to 883 and encodes 286 amino acids.